CGGGGCGCGGCCGCGGCGGAGGGAUACCGCGCGCCCUAUAUAUCCCGCGGGCGCAGGGGCGCGCUUCGGCUUUCGCGCUGGGAGUCUCGCGCGCGGCGCCGGUACUCGCAGUCGGGCGGCGGCGGCAGCGGCUCAGCACAGCGCGCAGCGCACCCCGCGCCUCGGCAGCAGCGGCAGCAGCAGCGGAGGCUCCCGCCGUCUCAGCCCCGCGCUGGUGCAGGCUCCCUCGGUCCUCCUGCGCGUCCUCCCUCCGUGUGCACCAUGGCUGAUCAACUGACUGAAGAACAGAUUGCUGAAUUCAAGGAAGCUUUCUCCCUAUUUGACAAAGAUGGCGAUGGGACCAUCACCACAAAGGAACUUGGCACCGUCAUGAGGUCGCUGGGUCAGAACCCAACAGAAGCCGAAUUGCAGGAUAUGAUCAAUGAAGUGGAUGCUGAUGGCAAUGGCACCAUUGACUUCCCAGAGUUUUUGACCAUGAUGGCCAGAAAAAUGAAAGACACAGACAGCGAAGAAGAAAUCCGCGAGGCAUUCCGAGUCUUUGACAAGGAUGGCAAUGGGUACAUCAGUGCGGCAGAGCUACGUCACGUCAUGACAAACUUAGGAGAAAAACUAACAGACGAAGAAGUAGAUGAAAUGAUCAGAGAAGCAGAUAUCGAUGGAGACGGACAAGUCAACUAUGAAGAAUUCGUACAGAUGAUGACUGCAAAAUGAAGACCUACUUUCAACUUGUUCCCCUCCUCUAGAAGAAUCAAAUUGAAUCUUUUACUUACCUCUUGCAAAAA
This is a messenger RNA of Pipistrellus kuhlii (Kuhl's pipistrelle), 782 nucleotides long. RefSeq names its product calmodulin 1 (gene CALM1). The transcript is spliced from 6 exons. The coding region runs from base 262 to 711 and encodes 149 amino acids. NCBI's taxonomy places the organism in Eukaryota, Metazoa, Chordata, Mammalia, Chiroptera, Vespertilionidae. The record is from RefSeq and is a predicted model, not a curated record. Gene Ontology annotation, molecular function: calcium ion binding.